AUGGAACUGGAACUCGUGGGGUCCUGCACAUGGGUCCUGGUGCUGGUGGCUGCAGGGCUGAGCUUGGCCAGCGCGGGCCCCGUCCCCACUUCCAAGCCCACCACGGCCUGGACGGACUGUGACUUUGGCAGGUUCAAAUCUCUGUCACCAAGGGAGCUGGAGGCUUUCAAGAAGGCCAGGGAUGCCUUGGAAAAUUCGCUGAAAAGCUGGAGUUGCAUCACCCGCCCCUUCCCUAGAAACCGGGACCUGAGACAGCUACAGGUGUGGGAGCGCCCCGUGGCCUUGGAGGCUGAGCUGGCCCUGACGUUGAAGGUCCUGGGCACCAUGGCUGACGCGUCCCAGGGGGACAUCCUGGACCAGCCCCUUCACACACUGCGCCACAUGCACUCCGAGCUCCAGGCUUGUGUCUCGGCUCAGCCCACAGCAGGCCCCCAGCCCCAAGGCCGCCUCCACCACUGGCUGCACCGGCUCCACGAGGCCUCGAGGAAGGAGUCUCAAGGCUGCCUCGAGGCCUCUGUCCUGUUCAACCUCUUCCGCCUCCUCAAAAAGGACCUGGAAUGUGUCGCCAGUGGAGACCUGUGUGUCUGA
Molecule: messenger RNA, 588 nt
Organism: Puma concolor (puma)
Lineage: Eukaryota; Metazoa; Chordata; Mammalia; Carnivora; Felidae
Product: interferon lambda-1-like
Biological process (GO): defense response to virus; positive regulation of immune response; cell surface receptor signaling pathway via JAK-STAT
Molecular function (GO): cytokine activity
Source: RefSeq, a predicted model, not a curated record